AUGAAAUAGAAUAAGCAAUUUUCACUACAUACUUUAGAAUAUUGUAAAUCUGUUUAGAAUAAAUAUUAAUCAGCUUAAACACCUGCUACACUUAAGAGCGUUCAAUAUAAAUGUUAGAUUAUCAAUAACAUACUAAAAACUACCUUAACUUAAACUUUUGUUAGCUAUUCUUCAAGCGAGAAUUCUGAAACUAUUUACUAUUUCCCAAUAAUUAAUGGUACUUGCUUAGAAUUGUUUGAAGCUAAAUACAAUGAUAAAACAAUAAAAGGAAUUAUUAAGGAGAAAUCUGUGGCUAAAAAAGAAUAUCAAGAAAAUAAAAACCAAGGGAACUUUGUUUCCUAUGCUAAAACUUCUACUGAAGACGAUUAACUAUUUUGUGAAAUUCUUUUAGGAAAUUUACCUCCUAAUUAAUAAGUUGAAAUUCAUCUGAUAUUUUCUUAGUAGCUCUCGAGCAUAUUAAAUAAAUACUUUGUUGCUACAAUUCCACUUUAAUAUUGCGAAGAUAAUAUUUCAGCUAAAUUAGGAAUAAAUUUACUAACAUUAGACUUAUUCUGCACUGGAAAAAUUACUUAUGCUGAAUCUAGAGGAUAGAAAACUGAGAAAGUUAUAGUUGAUGAUAAUACAGUCAAGUUUAAUCUAUCUCAAGCCCUUAACCAAAAAGGAAACGAACUUUAAUUUGUUUUCUCUUUUGAAGGUAUGUUUGAACCUUAAAUUAUUUUUGGAUCAAGUAGAAUUUUCCAUGAAGACUAUGUAAAAAGAGCAAUUCUUCCUGUGAGCAAUUCUGUAAUGGUUUCAUUUAUUCCUAAUUUUAAUGAAGAAAUAACCAAAGAAGUAGAUGAUGCAGUUAAAGCAGCUCUAAAUAAAGGAGAAGAUGUCAUUUGCGAAGAAUUCUAGUAAAAAAUAUCCUCAGAGUUAGUAGAUCAUUUGAAUUCCUCAAAAAGUGAAUUUAUUUUCUUAUUAGAUAGGAGCGGAUCUAUGAGUGGAUAGUCUAUUAAGCAAGCAUGUGAGGCUCUUGUUUUAUUCUUAUAGAGUCUUCCAAUUGACAGUUACUUUAAUGUUGUCAGUUUUGGUAGUUCAUUCGAAAAGCUUUUUCCAUCCUCAUAAAAAUAUAAUAGCUAAAAUCUUGAAUAAGCUGUUCAAAUUAUUAAUCAAUAUUCAGCUAAUUUAGGUGGUACAGAAAUUUAUUAACCUUUACAUAAUGUUUUUAAUGAAAAAAAAAUUGAAGGAUACAACAAAUAAAUAUUUUUAUUGACAGAUGGCCAGGUUGAUAAUCCAAAAUAAGUUGUAAAUUUGAUAAAAAAAAAUAAUAAAUUUAGCAGAAUCCACUCUAUUGGUUUUGGAAAUGAUGCAGAUAAAUAAUUAAUUUAAGAAACUGCUGUCUAUGGUAAAGGUAUUUCUAAGAUUGUAAAUUAGAAUUGUGAUUUGCAAGAAGUUGUUAUAGAAAUGCUUUCUCUUAGCAUAACUCCUACACUUGAUCAAUUUAAAAUGAUUUAUGAUUAAAAUAUUUUUGAAUCUACUUAUCCCUCAAGCACUAAUUUCCCUUGUAUUUUUAAAGAUGAAAUUAUAAAUAUUCAUCUCUUUUUCAAGCCUCUAGUAUAGAUUUCAGAGCUAACUUAGGAAUAAAAAUAAAUAGAAAUAGAGUAUUACGAUUCCUGCCAAAAGCAAAAAGUAUAAAAGAAACUAAUAAUGUAAAUGUAGGACAGUUUUUCUUGCAAUUCUGAACUUCAGUAAUCUGUUUUUAAAAUAGGAAAAUAAUUAUAAUUAAAUGAAAUGAUAGAGGAAUAGGAAUAAGAAUAUAAUGAUAAAAUACUAUAGCAAUCAAUCGAUUAUUAGCUUCUUACAUAAAAUACAGCUUUAAUUUGUGUUAUUGAGACCUUAAAUGAUGAAUAGAAAGUUAUAUUUGAAAAUCUAAAACAUAGCCCAUUUCAUUAAUAGCUUAAUUAGAUUUAAUCAAUUGAAAAAGAAUCAAUGCAAAUUCAAUAAAAUAUUGCUUAUAAUUAUUAAUCUUCAAGCUAUGCAGCCGCAGCUACCCCAGCCUAGAAAUCUUAAUAUAAAUUAGAAGUAGAGGAAGAUGAUUUUGAAGGAGAUGAUUUAUUUGGAUGCGAUUUUGGUAUUGUAGGCUCUUAUAGUUCUUCAAACUAUUCAAUUAAUCAAUCGAGUUAGCAACAGUAAGUUUUAGAAAAUGAAAGUAAUUUUAGUUAAAUAAAAAACCAAAGUAAUUAAAAUAUCUAAGAUUUAAUAAAAAAUUCUAAACCUAACUUGCAAAAUUUACUUAAUUUAGUUGAUUCAGAGGGAGUAUGGAAGUAUGAUGAUAUUUUAAUCAAAUAGUGUUGUAGUAAAAUUGACUCAGCUUAAAUCAAAAAAUACUGCUCCAAUUUUAUUACUCAAAAUGCAUUUAUGACUCUACUAGUUAUAAUUUUCUUAGAGAUAGAAUACAGCUAAUAAAAGAAUAAAUGGAAACUAAUAUCAAAAAAAUCCAAUAACUUCAUUUAAUCAUAAAUCAAAGCAGGAAUUGAUUUGAAUUCUUUAAAAGAAACAAUUAAAAAAUUAAUUAUCAGUUGA
This is a messenger RNA of Tetrahymena thermophila SB210, 2562 nucleotides long. Its product is annotated as type A von willebrand factor domain protein. The record is from RefSeq and is a predicted model, not a curated record. Lineage: Eukaryota; Ciliophora; Oligohymenophorea; Hymenostomatida; Tetrahymenidae. The transcript has a single exon.